Messenger RNA from Capronia coronata CBS 617.96, 438 nucleotides. RefSeq lists its product as uncharacterized. The record is from RefSeq and is a predicted model, not a curated record. Bases 1 to 438 code for a protein of 145 amino acids. The transcript is spliced from 2 exons. Lineage: Eukaryota; Fungi; Ascomycota; Eurotiomycetes; Chaetothyriales; Herpotrichiellaceae.
AUGGGUCCGACACCUCGAGGCAGUCACGGAGAAAUACCAGGCCUGUUCAGCAUCCUGCCGUUCAGCGACAACGAAACCCACAGCAACUCACCAAGCAGUAUCAACCAUACCGUCAUGCCUCGGCCCAACGAGAAUGCGAGCGCUCUCAAGGAUCAGAUGGAACGGAUCAUGAAAGAUACUGAGUCGAGGAAAGAGUCGUACGCCGAAAGCCAGAAGACGGUCUCAGAUCUACCACCUAUGCCAAUGAGAUCGCGAACCAACCAGGAGUUCACAGCAUGGGCCGAAUACAUGGGCGGGGAGAAGGACGUGGAAUUCAUCGAGUGGAAGAAGACCAUGGUAGGAGAGAACCAGAAGCCAUCCGCAGACGCAGAUGCACGUCCUGAGACUAGCAAGGCUACCACCAAGUGUGAAAAUCGGCCGGAGAACAAAAAGAAAUGA